AUGGCGUUCAGCGUCCCAGCGGAGCCCUCACCGCGCGCCGGAGGUGUCCCGUCGGCGUUCCCCGUUCCCUUGGGAGUUUCUCCGAAGAUAUUUCGUAUUUCAAAUGACCUCGUUGUGAACGAAGGAAGCAACGUUACUCUCGUGUGCUUGGCCACAGGGAAGCCAGAGCCUUCCAUUUCGUGGAGACAUAUCUCUCCAUCUGCAAAACCAUUCGAAAGCGGACAAUAUCUGGACAUCUAUGGAAUUACGCGAGACCAGGCUGGGGAAUAUGAAUGCAGCGCCGAAAACGAUGUCUCGGUCCCGGACGUGAGAAAAGUAAAAGUCACAGUAAACUUUGCCCCCACAAUUCAGGAACUUAAGUCCAGUGGUGUGAUGCUUGGAGGGAAUGGACUGAUAAGAUGUGAAGGUGCAGGAGUUCCUGCUCCAGUCUUUGAGUGGUACAAAGGAGAAAGGAACUCCAAGUACCGCCCAGUACGGGAUUACUGGUGACGCGGAAGUGGUGUUCUCCUGCUGGUC
This is a messenger RNA of Struthio camelus australis, 516 nucleotides long. Lineage: Eukaryota; Metazoa; Chordata; Aves; Struthioniformes; Struthionidae. The record is from RefSeq and is a predicted model, not a curated record.